Molecule: messenger RNA, 6870 nt
Organism: Drosophila rhopaloa
Lineage: Eukaryota; Metazoa; Arthropoda; Insecta; Diptera; Drosophilidae
Gene: ec
Exons: 6
Coding region: 515-5764 (1749 amino acids)
Source: RefSeq, a predicted model, not a curated record
UUUUUUUUUUUAACAAGUACAACAAACAAAACUAUAUUUUGUGGUGCAACCAAAAGAAAGAAACAAUUGUUUUUUGUGAAUUGAGUGAAGUGUUAGCAGAAGAUUAAUCAAGGGAAAUCACAAACGAAAUACUCUCAGAGCCAAGUUGCUCGUUAAAUCCGUCUGGGUUUCUGAAUGUGUGUGUGUGUGUUUGUGAGCGUGACAUUAAAGCCAAAAGAGCCACAAUAACAACAAAUGGUAGCUAAGCUGUGGAAAAGCUAAAAAACCUUAAAAAACAAAAAAAAACACAGCUAAGUGAACGCAAACAGGUGCGAAAAGUACAAAAACGUACGAGAAGAUAACGAAGAAGUGGCCUAAGAACUCAAAAAGGGUUGCGACAACUUCCCUUGCUGGCUUCUUUUUUCUUGUUUUUCCCAUUUUGCGGAAGUUGUGGAAGAACCCAAAAAAAAAAAACAACAAAACAAAACACAAUGUGCUGAAAAGUUCUUCAGGCUAAAUAAAAAUAACCUUCAAUAUGGAUACGGUGGCCAUUAAGACUUCGUUGCCACAUGCCCCACUGGGGCAGCAACAACAAUUGCUGCUGCAACAACAACAACCUCAGCAGACAAUAACAACAAACGCCCAAACAUCAGCGAUCAAUGCCAAAAACAACAAUAUUGGCGCAUUUUUUCAGACCUGCAAGGUCUUGUGGCACUUGGACGCCUUUCGACGAUCGUUUCGCGGCCUAAAUCAGCACGUUUGCGGUGGCCAAGACUGCAUCUUCUGCGCCUUAAAGGAACUCUUCCAGCAGCUGCAGACCAGUUCGGAACCGGCCUUGUGUCCGGAGCCACUGCGUCGGGCUCUGGCCAGCGGUCCUUUGGCAGGACGACGCUUCCCACUGGGAUGCCUGGGCGACGCCGCCGAGUGCUUCGAGCUCCUGCUGCACCGCGUCCACUCGCACAUCUCGCCGGAUGAUGGCGACUCCUGCGAGUCAUCCGCCUGCAUCGCCCACCGCAGGUUCGCCAUGCGCGUCAUCGAGCAGAGCGUCUGCAAGUGCGGCGCCAACUCGGAGCAGCUGCCCUUCACCCAGAUGGUGCACUACGUCUCCGCCUCGGCGUUGACCUCCCAAAAGAGCCUCGCCCUGCAAUCGCACCAGCAACUGAGUUUCGGCCAACUUCUGAGGGCGGCCGGUAAUAUGGGCGACAUACGCGAUUGUCCGAACACCUGUGGCGCCAAGAUAGGCAUUUGCCGGGCUUUGCUCAACCGACCGGACGUGGUGUCCAUCGGCAUCGUUUGGGACUCGGAGCGACCGGCGGCGGACCAGGUGCACGCCGUGCUCAAGGCAGUGGGCACCAGCCUGCGACUGGGCGAUGUCUUCCACCAGGUCAGCGAACAGCGGUGGGCCCAGCAGACGCAGCACGAGCUGGUGGGGAUCGUGUCCUACUACGGCAAGCACUACACCACCUUCUUCUUCCACACGAAGCUGAAGGUGUGGGUGUACUUCGACGAUGCCAAUGUGAAGGAGGUGGGUCCCAGCUGGGAGGGCGUGGUGGACAAGUGCAGCCGGGGCAGGUAUCAACCGCUGCUCCUGCUCUACGCCGUGCCCCAACAGCCCGCGAUCAAUGGUGUGGCUAGCCAUGUGGAGCUGCCGCCCAGUGUGGCCCCCAUCAACGGAUCGGUGGUCCGCCGGGCAGUGACCCCCAGUCCGGAGAAGCCCUGUCUGGGCAGCACGAGGAGGGCCAUCACCCCCACUCCGCUGCGAUCGCCCAGCAACGAUUACCAGAACCUCAGUGUCAUCCAGAAGAACAUCUUUCCGGGCACCGACGAAACGGAUGCCUACAUCAGCCGGAAGACGGUGGAGCACGUGCUGAGUGCCCAGUACCAGAACCUGAGUGUGAUUCAGGACAAGAUCGGAGGUGGCGGUGGCGGCCCUAGCGGUGCGGUCAAUGGUGUGGGCCCACAAAAUGCGGACAAGGAUGGGGGCUUCCUGAGCAGGAAACCCAUUGAGGCGGUGCUGAGUGCCCAGUUGGCCAGGAGGCAGCACCUCCAGCUCCAGCGGAGUCACAGUGCGGAGUCGAGCUCCGGCCACGCCUCCUCCUCGAACGGGAGCUCCCCGCCCAGCGAUGGGCUGACCAUGCCGGAGCACCUGAACCAGCCACGUCGCCGGGAUUCGGGCAACUGGUCGGGGGAUCGGAACAGCGCCAGUUCGGCCAGUUCCACCACGCUGGACAACCCGUAUCUGUAUAUGGUGGCCAAGCGGGGCGUGGCGGCAGUGCCGCAGAGUCCCACGCGUCAUGGUUUGCCCUAUGAUCCCGGCUACGACUCCUUCUCGCUGAGCUCCACGGACUCCUAUCCGCCGAAGCACGCCCUGAAUCCGCAGCUGGCCAAGAUACCCGAGGCGGCCAAUGGAGGUGGAGGUGCGCCGGGAGGCGGCAUGGUGGCACAUGGCCAUGGAAUGGCACUGUCGGGGGACUGCGAGAAGCUCUGCCACGAGGCGGACCAGCUGCUGGAGAAGUCGCGUUUGGUGGAGGAGUCGCACGACCUGGAGACGGCACUGGUGCUCUGCAAUGCGGCGGCGGGAAGGGCCAGGGCGGCCAUGGAUGCCCCCUAUAGCAAUCCGCACACGAUGACCUUCGCCCGGAUGAAGCACAACACGUGCGUGAUGCGGGCCAGGAGCCUGCACCGCCGCAUCCUGGUGGAGAAGGGGGCGGAGACGGAGGCCAUGCCGGAGCUGAAGCACAUGCGCGAGGGCAGCAUCAGCAGUGUGAAGCAUGUGCGCCAGAACAGCAAGGAUCGCACGCUGGAGAAGGAGCAGCAUCAGCAGCAGCAGCAGUUGCAGUUCCAGCAGAUCCAACAGAUCCAACAGAUCCAGCAGAUCCACCAGCAGAUCCCGGCCAGCAUCGAGAUCUAUGCCACGCUGCCGAAGCGCAAGAGUCCCCUAAAAGCACUGGCUUCUGCUGCCGCUGCGUCCACCUGCGAUGACAAUGCCAUCGAGUACGAGCAGGAGAAGCAGGUGGCCACCAGCAGCGGGAGCAGUCCCGGCAAGCCGGAGCGGGAGAGUCGCUCCCUGUUCGGACGCAAGGACAAGGACAAGGACAAGGAGCGGGAGAAGCGGAGUCGCAGCGAGGAUCGCAACAAGCUGACCCGCGAGUUCUCGCUCACCGAGACGCUGCUCGUCAACGCCAAGGACACGCUGAAGAAGCACAAGGAGGACAAGGACGAGAAGAAGGAGAAGGACAAGAGCGGCAAGAAGCAGCACAAGAUCAGGCGCAAGUUGCUAAUGGGUGGCCUGAUCCGCCGCAAGAACCGCUCCAUGCCGGAUCUCACGGAGGCGGUGGACGAUGUGGCUGCCAAUGCCAUGGGGGGCCACCUCACCCACCACCAUCCGCACUAUCCCGCCCAGGCGGGGGGCGUGGCCAACUCCGGAGGAGCCCUGCUGGGCAGCUCCGUGGACGACAGUGCCGUGGGCCUGGGCAAGCACGGGCACGGCAUGAGUGGCUACAUAUCCGAGGGCCACUUCGAUUACCCUGGCUCUGGGGUGGGAUCGCAGUCCGGAGCGGGCAGCAACCCCAAUCCGAAUCUGGAGCGGAGCAAGCUGAUGCGCAAGAGCUUCCAUGGGAGUGGCAGGCAGCUGACCAUGGUGCCCAAGGUGGCGCCACCGCCGCCCAUGCGCACCAGUUCCACGUUGACUCCGCAGCAGCAGCAGCAGCAGCAGCAGCAGCAGCAGCAGUACCACCACGAGGCCAACCUGUCCAAUCUCUCGGCCAUGAGCUCGAACACCUCGAUCAGCGAGGACUCCUGCCAGACGAUCAUCACCACGUGCGCCCAGGUGCACUCGGAGCAGAGUCCGCUGAAGGACCUGCAGAUGCUAAGUGGGCAGGAUGAGAUGCCCCUGCCACUGCCACUGCCACUGCCCAUGGAACUGCCCCCGUAUCCGAGUCCACCGCACUCCGCCUGCCAUUCGCGGCAGGCCAGCGAGGACUUCCCGCCACCGCCGCCGCCGGAACUUGACCUGGAGCCACUCAACCAGCAGCUGAGCCAGCUGCAGGCCUUGGAGGCGGCCAGCAAGCACCAGCGGCAGCAGCUGGACUCCCUGGAGGGCACCACCAGCAUCCUGGCCCAGCUGCAGCAGCGGCAGCACCUGCUGAAGCUGCGCAAGGAGCAGGCCAGCCACCCGCAGGAUGCCACCUGGCUGACGGAGCUGCAGGUGAAGCAGGCCAACGAUCUGAGGGCCAUGCAGCGCAAGCUGGAGGCAUCCUCGCCGGCGAGUGUCAGGGAUCUGGCCCACCGCUUCGAGCAGCCCUCCAUCCGGUCGUAUGCCUCGCAGGAGCUGCUCAGCCAGCCAGGUCAACCCACUGGUCAGCUGCGCACCCAGAUGAACGGACUGCCCAGUGCCAAGCUGGAGGUGGACGAGGUGGACUGUGCGGCGAGGAGUGUCCUGCCCGCCCACCAGAUCCUGCCCAAGCCCAAGUACGAGAUGAGCCAGUCGCAGAUUGCCGAGGAGAUCCGCGAGGUGGAGCUGCUCAACACGAUGGUGCAGCAGACGCUGGGCCAAAGUGCGGCAGCCACUGCAGCGCCGCCCAAGCGGGUGAAGAAGAAGAGCGUCUCCUUCUGCGACCAGGUGAUCCUGGUGGCCACCGCCGGCAACGAGGAGGACGACGACUUCAUACCCAAUCCCAUACUGGAGCGGGUCCUGCGCACGGCCCAGCAUCCCAACGAGAAGGUCACCGCGCAGAUGAUCCAGCAGCAGCAGCAGAACAUGCUGCGCCUGCAAACGGAGGCGCAGCCGCGACAGCAGUUGCAGCAGCAGUUGCAGCAUCAGCAGCAACAGCAACCGUCGCCCAUGUUGGGCAGACCGGCAGCAGCAACACCCACAGAUAUGCAGCGAUAUGUGCAACGGAUACAGCAGAAUUAUCAGCACCUACAGCAACAUCAGCAGCAACAGCAGCAGCAACAGCAGCAACAUCAGCAGCAACAGCAGCAGCAGCAACAACAGCAGCAGCAGCAACAGCAGCAGCAGCAACAGCAACACCAGGAGCUCUACCGCCAGCAGCAGCAACAUCGCACUAGCAUGAGUGGCAUAGCCAGCCAGCAGCACUUGCAACAGAUGGACGCACAGUACACCACAAUGCCACGUCCCCUGCAUCAUCCGCAGCUAUUGGCCCAAAGCUAUUCCGUGCAGUUGCAGAAGCACCAGCAAUUGCAACAGCAGCAACAGCAACUGCAGCAACAGCAACUGCAACAGCAGCAGCAACAGCAACAGCAGGUCCCGCAACAACUCAGUUUGGAAUACUUUAGCAAUGGCAAUGUGGCGACUUCCGAGCAAGUGCCUCUGCCCUCGCCUUACCAGCGGGUGCCCCUGCCACAUGGCUACUACCCACUGCCCAAUGCCCAGCAGCAACAGCAACUGCAGCAGCAACUGCAACAGCAGCAGCAGCAACUGAUGGCCAAGCCAGUGCAGAAAAAGGUGAGCUUUGAGCCGGGAACCAAGGGCGAAGCCGACAUCCUGCCCCCGCCACCGCCACCUCCCCAAACCAAGUUGGCCCUACAGAACGGAUUACCCGAGGCGGGAGGAGCAGGACUGGGAUCUCCGGGAGCAGGAGCAGGAGCAGGAGCCACGGCUGCCAUCACCGCCAUACCCACCCGCGUCUACAACAAUGCCAUCGUGAAGGCCUCGGCCAAGGCUGUUGAAUGCAACUUGUGCCGCAAACGACAUGUGAUUGCACCGGCGGUGUAUUGCACCAACUGCGAGUACUACCUGCAGAUGCUGAACCAGCGCAGAUGAUGACGACCUUCGCUGGACCACGUCUCUAGUGCAACUUUCUAGCCGUACAUGGAACCUGUUAAUCUCAAGCAAUGCAAUGCUGCCACGUCGCCAAUAAGGAUCCGCCAAGGAUGUACAUAGCAUGGUUACAAAUACGUAGGUCUAAGGAGAGAGGAGCGGACGGAUUGCCAGGCGAAUCGAGGAUCAAGGAUCGGGGAUCAAGGAUCAGGGAUCAGGGAUCUAGGCGGAACGCAAACUGAGGGGGAACACAGUCCUUCUAUGGUUCCACAUGAGAAGUUCCCGCUGUGAGAGUUAACCCACCCAUCAGUGCCACCAUGCCACCCACUCACCCACCCACCAUCCAAUGUCAAUGUCCCCCAGCACCACACGCACACAAGCAUAUUGUACACUUCCAUCCGCACCUACACAUAUACUUGACCAGGACUCGAGCGGUUUGUACACGAUGCAGUGGCUUCGUUUCGAAGGAAUCUGUAUCUGAAUCUGAAUCUGCCGCUGCAUCGUUUACAGCCAACUCAGAGCCAUCUGUCGCCCCAUUGGACAUCGAUCGCUUGACUAAACGCAUUCCCAGAUACUAAAAAACACCCACAAUGCCUGGUGGUCCGCCAUUCGCUCCUAUCAAUCGCAUAAGAGUUUUUUUUUUUCGACCACGAUUUUUAAAUACAUAUUUUAUUUACGCUUAAGGAAUACGUUUUUUUUAUGUGUGUGACGCCAGCAGUUCGAAACUCAGUCGCUGAGCUUCCUUGUGCGUGCUGUUGUCCAACGACACUCGCAUUACAAUUUUUUUUUUUCAUAUUUUUUAUAGUUUUUAGUUGUACUCUUAAUGAGUUGUAGCAUUUAUUUUUUUCUUAAAGUUUUCGUACUUAAUUAGACUAAGAAUAUGUAAACAAACUUUUUGUGUCUUAUGCAUUUAAACGAUUCCGUGUAUUUAUAGUGUUAAUACUACUUUUACAAUCUAUACAUACUUAUAUAAAGAUUAUAUAUUUUUAUAAUGAUUUAUAAAAGUAGAUUUCUCUUUGCAGCAUACAAGCAGCGAGAAAAGAGAUGUCAAGCAUCCACAAAAAUGGUAAACAAUUAUUUUUUCUAAAUAAAUACAUAUAAAAUAAAAA